UUGCUCAAAUGGAUAGGCUAAUACUUUGACUUUAUUUUCUGAAUUUAUCUGGGUAGCCAAAUUUGUGGUUUGGGUUUUCUUAGGAGGAUACUUUAUGAUCUCUUAAACACCAUUUUACUCCAAAGAAAAUAUCUGGGGGAGGCUAAGAUGCUAAACGUCGAGCUUCUUCAGGAGCAGGUCGCGUCAGUGAUGGCGAUUCUGUCCAAAGCAGCGGUCGCGGAGAUCUGUAAAGUCAUAGACCACGGGUUUGCUGAAGUAAAGCGAGAGAUGGGCAUCAUGAGACAAAGGGAAUUAGAAGGCUUGCGAUCCAAAGUCCGCAGACUGACAGGCGAAGCGAGAGCCAAGACAGCGUAUGUAGAAUGGAGCAACGUUGAUGCACCUCUUCGGCGGUCAGUCGCUGUUCAGGUCUCUGAACAAGGGGCGGUAGAAUGCAGCACAUUGGUGGACUCGCAAGCACAAGGUGAGGCUGUUAUGCAGCUGAUCAUCAAAGUUGAAGGAGGGGAUGAACAUGGAACCCAGGAGACGUCCCAGUCCCACCCAGGCCAAUCAGAUACCUCCACUGAGCCACAUCUGGGCCCCGUCUGGGCCGGUCAGCGUCAUGCCCCUGCAGCUAGGCACAGUAAUGCUUUGCUUCCGGCAGCCUCAGGCCCAGUCAAGAGGGAAGAGGAUAGGCAGCGUGUGGAGGAUGCCUAUGGGGACUCUACCUCUCCUUUCACACAUACACACCUCACACACUCUCAGAACUGUGGGCACACACACACUCAGGAGUCUGGGCACAAACACACUAAGGACAUUGUGGAGUUUGGGGGGCUGCAGCUGGAGCUGAAGGCUGAGCAGCAGCAGCAGGAGGAGGAGGAGGAGGGAGAUCAAAAACGUCAUGCAAUCCCAAAAUGCCCUUCUCCAACCUCAGCAUUCUCCUCUCCCCCUGACUCACUGCUGCCAUUGUCCUCCAGUGCAUCCUCUGAACCUUCCUCUUCUUCCCUCACACUGCCCCCCUGUCUCUUUGGCGUCACAACAACGGAAGCCACGGCGACCACCGGAACGCCAACACUGGCAUCGGUGUCGCCGCAUCUCCUCCGCUGCCCGUCCUGCCCCAAGAGCUUCUGGCAGAAGGCGGCGCUGAAGCGCCACGAGAUCUCCCAUUCGGACGUCAGACAGUUUGGCUGCGACGUCUGCGGCAAGAGGUUCAAGAUGCGCGCCAACCUGCAGCAGCACAUGGUCCUCCACAGCGGCCGCAAACCCUUCGCCUGCCGCUACUGCGGGAAAUGCUUCACCCACCCGUCCAACAUGAAGACGCACCAGCGCAUCCACACGGGGGAGAGGCCGUACCAGUGCCCGGCGUGCGGGCAGACCUUCAACCAGCACACCAGCCUCACCCGGCACCAGAGGCGGCACCACAAGAGGCCUCACGACUGGAGCGCGGACCAAGGACUGGACGAGCGGCCGUUAGCCUGCCUUCACUGCGACCAGCGCUUCGCCAACGCGUCUGACCUGAAGGAGCACCAGCACGUCCACACAGGGGAGAGGCCCUACCAGUGCUCUGUGUGCGCCCGCACCUUCACCCAGCACGGCCACCUCACAAGACACCAGAAGAAGCUGCACAGCGGGAUCACAGCCAUCUGACUGUUUGCUGUGUGUGUGUGCGUGUGUGCGUGUGUGCGUGCGCGUUUCCUUUUAUUUUGUUUGGUUGUUCUCUCAGACACGAGCAAACAAAGAAACAAACGCACACAUAUCCUCAGAAUGUCAACUGUUGACUGAUAUUUAGCAGACGCCGUUAUCCAAAGCGGCACAGACUCGCAGCGAUGGGAAUCAAACGGGGAUCGACUGAUUGUCAGUCGAUAGCGUUACCUCUGCUCCACCACACCCGCUACGAAACUUUGCCUUGACAUACAAUUAAUGUAGCAAUAAAUCUGUGUGAUGUGAAGGUGAGGCUUUUCAAACUCAAUGUUCAACUCAAUGUUCAACUCAACGUUCAACAAUAAAACACUAACAAAGCAAACUAAACAUCAUUCUGAAGAGGCAUGAACAUCUCCUGACUUCUCCCUCUACAGUAGUCUGGUUUUCACCAUACUAAGCUCAAUCUUUUAAGAUUGAACAUUAGUCUGGGGAGGCUGCGCUUUGUUUCUACUGCACUUAGCAACGCUUAAGUUUCGUUAUCGUCACGUCACCGGGCAAUAGCGUGCCAGGACUACAGUAUGGCCGUUUCUGAGUAAACAGAGGAGAUAGAUCUGCUGGUUUCCAGCCUGAGCUGCCAGGCGAAAUCCAAAUUCCCCAGAAGUUCAGGCAGGGUUCACCCAGCCUACCUCUACAGUAGUUCUUCCUAAUAAAUCCUAAAUGCCAAAUCUUAUUGUCUUUUUCCUUACAGUAGGCAAAAUAAAAUGGCCUAAGUUAGGCCAUUAUACUACAUGGAUAGAAUAGCAUG
Messenger RNA from Sardina pilchardus (European sardine), 2422 nucleotides. RefSeq names its product zinc finger protein 2-like. Gene Ontology annotation, molecular function: RNA polymerase II cis-regulatory region sequence-specific DNA binding; DNA-binding transcription factor activity, RNA polymerase II-specific. Bases 148 to 1623 code for a protein of 491 amino acids. The record is from RefSeq and is a predicted model, not a curated record. The transcript has 2 exons. Lineage: Eukaryota; Metazoa; Chordata; Actinopteri; Clupeiformes; Clupeidae. Gene Ontology annotation, cellular component: nucleus. Gene Ontology annotation, biological process: regulation of transcription by RNA polymerase II.